AUGUUCGAAUUCGAACUGAAUAUUGAAAGAUCGAUAAGAGAAGUAUCGGAAGCGAUUGUUAAUCGUAUUGAAGAUAUGUUUGAGCAAAUGAUUGAUACAAAACGGAAAUUAAACGACUUUCUAUAUGACAUCGAACCAUGGAAAGAAUUUAUUUCUCCUCAUUGGUUUGAUUUGAUAAAACGGAAACAACGAGAAUUUGAUCGGGAGUCACUAGCAACGCAGCCAAGAUUUCGUGUAAUUGAUCAUGAUUUACACCCAAAAUUAGAAGAAAACCCAAACGCUUGUGUUAUUUAUCAUGCGAAGAAUGGCCAUAUUGUAACAAGAGACUUUUACGAAUAUUCACUAAAAAAGCUUUCAAAGAAGGACAGAGAUGAUAUUUUGAAGGAAAAUUCAACCCUAACUCGCAGAAGUCUUUUGGAUCGACACAAGCAAUUCAUGGAAGCAAAUUGCACCGGUGAACUGUCCAAAGACGAUUUCAAAAAUGAAUUCAAAAAACUUUUUCCUAAAGGAAAUUCAGAAAGCUUCUGCGAUUAUGUGUUUCGAACGAUUGAUGUUGAUAAGGGUGGCCAAAUCAGCUUUACCGAGUUUAUGAAAGCUGUUGCUCUUACACAAACAGAGGAUUUAGAUAUUGGUCUUAGUCUGGUGUUCUUUGUUUGUGAUGAUGACCAUUCUAAAGAAAUUAAUGCUAGCAGAAUUAUUGAAUUUAUCGAAGUCAUAGCAGAGCUGCAUGCCGGCGAAACAGCGGUAGAUACGAACAGAGCAAAAUCCAUUGCUAUGGAAAUUAUGAAUUCUUGUCAGAAAGCUAAAGAUGGGACAGUGACAGAGAUGGAAUUUAUUCAGUGCUGUAAAAAGGACAUCGAUAUCGCAAAAGCUUUUUUACCACAACUAGAAGAUUUUCCUGUCUACGACUUCGAUUUUGGUUUUUAA
This is a messenger RNA of Rotaria sordida, 927 nucleotides long. The record is from the annotation of a GenBank genome assembly. Lineage: Eukaryota; Metazoa; Rotifera; Eurotatoria; Philodinida; Philodinidae.